AUGAUAAUCAAAUCACUAAAAUGUGGGCUCAACUCUAUUGGUAGAGCGUCACAUUCUUUCAGACCACAAAGAGCUUUCCUCAGUCAAAAUCGGAUCUUUUAUCAAUCAAAAAAAUCGUCUCUCGAGCAUAUUAAUUUCUCAACGAGGGCAAACUUUAAUAGUUAUUUCAUAGGUGCAGCUCUGUUUGCUACUGGAGGCUUUGUUUCUUAUGGAAUUUUCCAAGGUUUUGAUAGAAAGGUGAAAAAUGACAAGUCCAUAACCAAAUUGAACACCCUUGAUCCAAUUAAAUAUGGUAGUUUGUCAGAUUUAAAGAAAGCAUUUCAAGAGAUCGAGCAGUAUUUGGGCCCAGAAUUCGUCACACGAGCUGAUUCAGAAAUUGAAAAUCACACAGACUCUUAUUAUCAAACACAUCAUCCGCUCCCUGGCCAACGCCCCAAACUCAUUGUUUAUCCAAAAGAUACAGAACAAGUAUCUGGUGUUUUAAAAAUAUCCCAUAAGUAUAAAGUCCCAAUUGUUCCAUUUUCAGGUGGGACAUCUUUGGAAGGUCAAUUCAUUGCAUCAAGAAGUGGGAUCACCAUUGAUUUAAAUAGGCUAGAUAAAGUCCUGGAGUUGAAUGAAGAUGAUUUAGACGUUGUUGUACAGCCUUCAGUUCCAUGGCAAGAUUUGAAUGAGUAUCUUUCUCCUUAUGGAUUGAUGUUUGGCCCUGAUCCUGGUCCAGGUGCACAGAUUGGUGGUAUGAUUGGUACUUCUUGUUCCGGUACUAACGCUGCCAGAUAUGGGACCAUGAAAGAUAAUGUUCUUGGUCUAACAGUGGUUUUAGCAGAUGGGACUAUUGUCAAAACCAAAAAGAGACCAAGAAAAUCUAGUGCUGGAUAUAAUUUAACUGGUCUUUUUGUUGGUAGCGAAGGAACCUUGGGUAUUGUCACAGAGGCCACGCUCAAACUUCACGUCAAACCAGAAGAGGAAACAGUAGCUGUCAUUAAUUUCGACACUAUAAAGGACGCAACAAAUUCAGUUUCUUCCAUUGUUCGCAAAGGUAUUCAGGUUAAUGCUGUUGAAUUUUUAGACUCCAAUAUGAUGAAAUGUAUCAAUGAUGUGGGUUCCACUUCAAAGACAUGGCUUGAAAAACCGACUCUAAUGAUUAAAAUUGGUGGAUCAAAAAGUAUUAUUAAAGAACUAGUUGGUACUAUUAAAGAAAUUACAACUCAAAAUAAUUCUACUAGGUUUCAGUUUGCAAAUGACGAAGAAGAAAAGGCAGAAUUAUGGUCUGCUAGAAGAUUUGCACUUUGGUCUACCAUAGAUUGGGGGAAAACUCAUAUAGAUCCAAAUAUUAAGGUUUACAUAACAGAUGUUGCAGUUCCUAUAUCAAAGCUUUCGAAAGUUAUUACAGAAACUCAAGAUGAUAUUCUAGCAAAUGGUUUUAAUUCCACCACUAUUGGUCACGUUGGUGAUGGUAAUUUUCAUGCCUUAGUGUUAUAUAAAGAUGAAGAGAGUGAUAAGGUCAAAAAACUGGUCGGUAGAAUGGUGGAUAGAGCUAUAAAUAAUGACGGUACAUGUACUGGUGAACAUGGUGUUGGUGUCGGUAAGAGAGAAUACCUGCUAAAAGAAGUUGGCGAGGAUGCCGUUGACACAAUGAGACAUAUCAAGCUCGCUUUGGACCCUUUACGUUUGUUGAAUCCUGAUAAAAUUUUUAAAAUAGAUCCUUCUGAUACAAAUGAGCAUUAA
Messenger RNA from Hansenula ciferrii, 1725 nucleotides. Its product is annotated as FAD-binding oxidoreductase. The record is from RefSeq and is a predicted model, not a curated record. Gene Ontology annotation, cellular component: mitochondrion. Lineage: Eukaryota; Fungi; Ascomycota; Saccharomycetes; Phaffomycetales; Wickerhamomycetaceae. The transcript has a single exon. Gene Ontology annotation, biological process: lactate catabolic process. The coding region runs from base 1 to 1725 and encodes 574 amino acids. Gene Ontology annotation, molecular function: D-lactate dehydrogenase (NAD+) activity; FAD binding; D-lactate dehydrogenase (cytochrome) activity.